AUGGCAAAUUGGGACGUGACAAAGCUGGAUGUCUUCAAGUACCUGCGCUGCCUCCGGCACCUGGGCAAGGCCAUGCUGCUCGUGGUCUUUGCCCUGGCCUGGCUGGAGGUGCAGGCCGUGUUCUCAUGCAGCCUGGCACCGGCCUGGAGGCAGGGCGGCCUGAUCAUGCGCGCGCUGGUGGGGAUCACGGGCGCUGUCUUCCUUGCAAUGGUGGCCCUCCUGCUCUGGGCCUACCUGGCAACCUUUGCUGCCAACCCGGGACUGGUGCCCCCUGGCUGGCAGCCUUUUGAGCUCGACGAGGAGCAGCAGGUCGGGAGCGCAGACCUGCAGGCCCUGGCCGACGACUUCACCGAGCUCAUCCGGGACUCGGAGGACCCAGUGCAGUGGCACCUGCUGCGCCCCCGCUUCUGCAAGAAGUGCGCGGCCUGGAAGCCGCCGCGGGCCCACCACUGCCGCAUGACGCAGCGCUGCGUCCUCAAGAUGGACCACUGGUGCGUCUGGGUGCUCAACUGCGUGGGUCUCUUCAACUACAAGUUCUUCGUCCUCUUCCUUGGGUACACCGACGUCGCCUGCUGGAUCAGCGUGAUCCUGCUGCUCGGGCCCACGCUGCGCCAGUUCAGAGGCACGGCCGGCCCGCUGAGCACGCUGCUGCUGGCCUUCACAGCCUUUGUCUUCGCAGCGGCGUUCUCGCUGGCCCUCCUCGCCUUUCUCAUCAUGCACCUGCGCCUGAUCGCCCGCAACCAGACCACCAUCGAGGCCUUUGAGAAGGCGCCGGUCAAACCCUGGCCGUACGACCAGGGCUGGCGGCGGAACUUCCUGGAGGUGUUUGGGCGCCAGAGGCAGUACUGGCUGCUCCCGCUGCACCCCGCCGCGGAUGCCGAGGCCAUGCGACGAGCCUACCUCGAGUGGACCCUGCCUUGGCCCAUCGACAGCGGGCAACUAGAUGAUCACGCCGGUCUCGAGAUGUCACAAUCAUACUAG
Molecule: messenger RNA, 981 nt
Organism: Auxenochlorella protothecoides
Lineage: Eukaryota; Viridiplantae; Chlorophyta; Trebouxiophyceae; Chlorellales; Chlorellaceae
Product: putative protein S-acyltransferase 14
Exons: 6
Coding region: 1-981 (326 amino acids)
Biological process (GO): peptidyl-L-cysteine S-palmitoylation; protein targeting to membrane
Cellular component (GO): Golgi apparatus; endoplasmic reticulum
Molecular function (GO): protein-cysteine S-palmitoyltransferase activity
Source: RefSeq, a predicted model, not a curated record